Gadus morhua (Atlantic cod) is the source of this 2676-nucleotide messenger RNA. Its product is annotated as cilia- and flagella-associated protein 251. Gene Ontology annotation, cellular component: nucleus. The coding region runs from base 89 to 2044 and encodes 651 amino acids. Lineage: Eukaryota; Metazoa; Chordata; Actinopteri; Gadiformes; Gadidae. Gene Ontology annotation, molecular function: DNA-binding transcription factor activity, RNA polymerase II-specific. The record is from RefSeq and is a predicted model, not a curated record. Gene Ontology annotation, biological process: regulation of transcription by RNA polymerase II. The transcript is spliced from 5 exons.
GGCUGGUACUGUUUCUCGGGGCAUCCUGGUCACGUGACUGGAGAACACAGUCGCCAUUACCCUACUUGCUGUAUUUUGGUCUGGCUUUAUGAGACUACCAUUACCCCUACUCCCUGUUUCUUCCCUCCACCAUGUUGAUAUCAACUCUUUGGAGAGGUUGAAAGCCAAAGGGGUUCUUGUUGGGAUAACCUCGAGGGAGGGUCUCCCUAGUCGGCCGCACUGUAAGAUGAACGGGAACCAAAUAGAUAAAGAGCGUCAUGAGUGUCUGGAAUGCUUCAUCAUAUUUGCCACCGAGCGGUCAAUGCUUAGGCACAACAGAAAAUUCCAUGGGGAGGAGUACUUGCAACUUCUCCAAAAGAACAAUACAGUGUUCCUGUGCUACAAGUGUAACCACAGCUUUCAGACGUCGGCGAAGCUCCGUCAACACAGUCUCUCCCAUGGCACAGACGACAAGCCCUUCUGCUGCGAAAUCUGUCGAGAAGGCUACUCAAAAUUGGAUGAGUUGCUGGCACACCGGCGGGAGGUGUGCCCGAAGCGGAAGUUUCACUGCAAGAUCUGUAGGAUGAAUUUCCAGAACCUAGACUCCCUCGAGACGCACAAGUCCAUGCAUCUCCCAAGGAGGCGUGGACGCCCGGCCAAGAAGAAGGGAACUGAGUGGGGGACCACAUACGAGGAGACCAUGUCCCCCGAGAAGGAGGAUGAAGAGGAGGAGGAGGAGGAGGAGGAGGAGGAGGAGGAGGAGGAGGAGGAGCUAGACGGCAGAGCAGAGGACAAGACAGCAUCGUGGUCCCAACUGUUGUGGUCACCAGACGAAGAGACCAUGGUGCUGGAGGAGGUGGAGCUAGACGGCCGAGGAGAGGACCAGAGAGCACCGUUGUCCCGAACGUCGUGGACCGCAGACACGAAGAGCACUCUGCCCGAUGAGGAGAAGGAGCUAGACGGCAGAGCAGAGGACCAGAGAGCAUCGGGGUCCCAAGACACGAAGACCCCGGUGCCUGAUCAGGAGGCACUGGGACGGGCCUCUGAGAGCCAGCAACCAAGAUACAACAUCCCAUGCUCUGUGGAUUACUGUGACCUCACCUUCCCUUCAAUGGAAGCCCUGAGGGUGCACAAGAAGGACGAUCACAGGCCCCAGCCGGCCACCGAGUCGACGACCCAGACCAUUGUGCCCAAGGAGGAGGAGGAGCAGGAAGCUGAUGGCAAAGCAGAGGACCAGAGGGCAUUGAGGGCCCGGACGUCCAGUCCACAGGGGAGUGCCUUUGAGAGCCAGCUCCCCACAAAACGCAGCCAGCUCACCAUGGAACAUGGCUGCCCAGCUAAGAGAAUGGCCACCGUGCCGGGGACUGCAGACAUGAAGACCACGGUGCCCAAGGAGGAAGACGAGGAGGAAGGAGUAGACGACAGAUCAGACGCCCAGAGAGCGUUGAGGGCCCAUAUGUCCAGCCCGCAGGGACAGGCCUCUGAGAGCCAGCAGCUAGGGUACAACAUCCCAUGCCCUGUGGAUAAUUGUGAGCUCACCUUCCCUUCUGUGGAAGCCCUGAGGGUGCACAAGAAGGACGUUCACAGGCCCAAGCCGGCCACCGAGUCGACGACCCCAGAAAAUGAGACCAUUGUGCCCAAGGAGGAGGAGGAGCAGGAAGCAGAUGGCAGAGCAGAGGACCAGAGGGCAUUGAGGGCCCGGACGUCCAGUCCACAGGGGAGUGCCUUUGAGAGCCAGCUCCCCACAAAACGCAGCCAGCUCACCAUGGAACAUGGCUGCCCAGCUAAGAGAAUGGCCACCGUGCCGGGGACUGCAGACAUGAAGACCACGGUGCCCAAGGAGGAAGAGGAGGAGGAAGAAGUAGACGACAGAUCAGACGCCCAGAGAGCAUUGAGGGCUCAUAUGUCCAGCCCGCAGGGACAUGCCUCUGAGAGCCAGCAGCAAGGGUACAACAUCCCAUGCCCUGUGGAUAAUUGUGAGCUCACCUUCCCUUCUGUGGAAGCUCUGAGGGUGCACAAGAAGGGCGAUCACAGGCCCCAGCCCGCGCCGCUACUCCUUCACUAGGUGUGGGAAGAACUGUGGUUAGAGAAACAAAGUCACUGCUCACCAGUAGAGGCCACUGAAGUCAAUGAUUGAAUAUAAACAUCAUAAUACAGAGGGGAGGGGGGGAAAAGGGCCAUUACCGGGUUCCAGUGAACAUGCAUUCUUCACUGGAACACAGUUUUGUUCAGAUACAAAAUUCAUGGAAUUUUCCAAAUUUGCAAAGCCAAUUUCUGCUUCAAAAAAGACCAUUUCAUCUAAGGACUUGUGUUUUGCAGUGUGUACUGUAGAAAAACGCAUGAAGAUUAUGGGAUUGUAUGGUGUCACCUAGUCCUACCCAAUAACAAUGUGUAUGGUGAUGAUACAUUUACUCAAUACCAUACUUAAGUUUUCAUUUACUUAUAAAUACAGCUAUAGUGAUGUACAAUUUAUUACAAUGUCCAUAUUUUCCUGUAAUCUGGCCUUGUUUUACCUACACAUACCUAGGUAUUUGGAGCAUUUCGUUUUUUAAUAUAUAUUUUUUAUGGUGGGAAAACCAUGGAUUAUAUAACUCAGCUGGUCAUCCUUAAUUAAAAUUACCCAAUGAUUGUAUUAUUGUGGUUCGCCAUAUUAUUGUUAUGACCAAUUGUUACAUUAAACAAAAACUGUUCAUUAAA